UCCGUCACAUUUAUAUAUCAGUUUCUUGCAUUUUUAAUGGAAAAUGGCGCUCUGCCCUCAGUCAUCCGGAGUGUUUUGCCUGUUCUCUAUCCAAAUUAUCCUGAUCAUCUGCGUGUCCACGCCGGGGACAGCGGCUCUCAAAUUCCCCCAGCAUUACACGAUGGUCCACUGGGCUCGACGCAUCGAGAAGGAGCUGGAGAGGGUCCUGCCACUGGUCACUGGAGUGCAGCAGAUGAAAGGGAUUUACAGUGAGAAGAGGAGCCAGUAUGAAACGAAGCACAACCCACCCAGGGAGAUGGUGGAGCGGGUGGCACAGGACAUCGCCCGGCUGCUCAACAGCAAGCGCAAGGCCCUGGAGAAACUGGCACAAGAGGCGGAGCGACUGCAGAAGGAGCAUCCCUGGCAAGACGGCCUCAAAGACUCUGAUAUCACCUAUUAUGACUCCAAAGCAGAGGCUGAUAGCGUAAUGAAUGAUGAAGAUGGAGAGAAUCUGCUGGCAAACUCCAACUCACUGAAGUUAGACUUUGUGGAUGAUCCCAACUUCAAGAACAAGGUCAACUACUCCUACACAGCAGUGCAGAUCCCCACAGACAUCUACAAGGGCUCCCCCACCAUCCUGAACGAGCUGAACUGGACCCAGGCCCUGGAGCCCGUCUUCAUCAGUAACAGCCAGGAGGACCCCUCCCUGCGCUGGCAGGUUUUCGGCAGCGCCACUGGCGUCACCAGAUUCUACCCAGCCACCCCAUGGAGAGCACCAAAUAAGAUUGAUCUGUACGAUGUUCGCAGAAGACCAUGGUACAUCCAAGGAGCCUCCUCUCCCAAGGACAUGGUCAUCAUUGUCGAUGUGAGUGGCAGUGUGAGUGGCCUGACGCUAAAGCUGAUGAAGAUGUCUGUGGUGGAGAUGCUGGACACCCUGUCUGAUGACGACUACGUCAAUGUAGCACGGUUCAAUGAGAAAGCAGAGGCGGUGGUGCCCUGCUUCAGGUCCACCCUGGUGCAGGCCAACCAGCGCAACAAGAAGAUCUUCAAGCAGGCCAUCGCCCACAUGCAGGCCAAGGGCACCACGGUCUACAAGUCCGGCUUCCAGUUCGCCUUCGAGCUGCUCCUCAACGACACUGGCUCCCCCAGAGCCAACUGCAAUAAGAUGAUCAUGAUGUUCACGGACGGAGGUGAAGACCGAGCCCAGGAGGUCUUUGAGAAGUACAACUGGCCCAACAAAACGGUCAGAGUCUUUACCUUCUCCGUUGGCCAGCACAACUACGACGUCACCCCACUGCAGUGGAUUGCUUGUGCCAACAAAGGGUACUACUUUGAAAUUCCAUCCAUUGGGGCUAUCCGGAUCAACACACAGGAGUACCUGGAUGUUUUGAGUCGGCCCAUGGUCCUGGCAGGUACCCCAGCCAAACAGGUCCAGUGGACCAACGUCUACCAGGAUGCUCUGGGCCUGGGUCUGGUCAUCACUGGAACUGUGCCGGUCUUCAACCUCACUGCUGAUGGAUCGCCGCAGAAUCAGCUGAUCCUUGGAGUAAUGGGCGUGGACAUAACACUGAAUGAGAUCCAAGCACUCACACCUAGAUACAAGCUUGGGGCAAAUGGAUACACAUUUGCCAUAGACCCUAAUGGCUACGUGCUUUUGCAUCCUAACCUGCAGCCUAAGACCAUUAACUUCAGAGAACCCGUCACUCUAGACUUCCUGGAUGCCGAGCUUGAGGACAGCCAGAAAGAGGAGAUCCGUCGCAUGAUGAUUGAUGGUCGUGCUGGGAGGAAGAAGAUAAAGACGCUGAUUAAGUCGAUAGAUGAGCGGUACAUUGAUGAAGCCUGGAGAACUUACAUCUGGACCCCUGUGGAUGGAACAGAUUACAGUCUGGGGCUGGUUGUGCCCUUCUACAGCGAGAGCCACAUCCGGGCCAACCUGAGUGACCAGAUCCUUCAGGUCCAGUAUUUUGAGUCUCUGCUGCCCAACAGUUUUGAGUCGGAGGGCCAUGUGUUCAUUGCACCCAGGGAAUACUGCAAAGACUUGGAGCUUUCUAGCAACAACACAGAAUUCCUUCUGAACUUUAUCGCCCUGAUGGAGAAAGUCACUCCAGACUCCAAACAGUGUGAAAAUUUCCUUCUCCAUAACCUGAUACUGGACGCAGGAAUCAUUCGCCAGCUUGUGGAGAAAGUGUGGAAAAAUAAAGAUCUAAAAACAUAUGGCUUCCUAGCAGUCUUUGCCGCCACGGAUGGAGGGAUCACGAGAGUCUUUCCCAAUAAAGCUGCUGAAACCUGGGAGGAGGACCCAGAGCCUUUCAACGCCAGCUACUACCGCCGCAGCCUGGACAACAAGGGCUACAUCUUCCGAGCUCCUUACCGCACAGCCAACGACGAGUUCCUGGACCCGGAGAACGACACCAUCGGCAUCCUGGUCAGCACAGCGCUGGAGAUCCCUGUGGACGCCAAGAACUCCAAGACCAUCAAGCCCGCAGUGCUGGGCGUGAAGAUGGACCUGGAAGCCUGGACUGACAAGUUCAAGAUGCUCGCUACCAACCUCACAGGAACGUCUCGCCCCAACUACCCUUCGUGUGGAUCCAAUGGCUGUGAAAUGGACUGUGAGGCCAAUAGUGAGGACCUCCUAUGCUACCUGAUCGACGAUGGUGGAUUUCUGGUCAUGUCCAAUCAGAGAGAUCACUGGAAUAAGAUCGGCAUGUUCUUCAGUGACGUCGACUCCUACCUGAUGCACGCCUUGUACAACAACUCCUUCUACUACCGCAAGCAGUCCUACGACUACCAGUCUGUGUGCGCCCCGGUGCAAAACAGCAACACAGGGGCGGCCCCUCGUGGGGUGUUUGUGCCAACCAUCGCUGAUUUCCUCAACCUGGCCUGGUGGACAUCUGCAGCAGCGUGGUCUAUGCUGCAGCAGAUGCUGUAUGGGGUGGCCUACCGCAGCUGGUUUGUGACAGAUACGGUGGAUGCGGAUGGGAUGGAGUUCAGAGAAACCAGCUGUGUGAAGAUCCAGACUCAGUUCUAUUUCACCAAUGUCACCAGCUCUUACAACACCCUACAGGACUGCGGCAACUGCUCCCGGUUGUUUCAUGCUAAACGGAUAAACAACACCAACCUGCUGUUUGUGGUGGCUGAAGUCAUGCCCUGCAGCUCAUGCGAGAUUGAAAAGCUCUCUCAAGUGGAAGUCGACUUCAAAGAGGAGGAUCCAUGUGAUGUCCUCGCUACGGCGCGGUAUCGAAAAGGCCCCAACAGCUGUUACGACUACAACACGGCGGAGAACUCCUCAGACUGUGGCCGAGGUCACUCGUUCAGUCCCUCCAUCAGCACUCUUCUCUCGCUUCAGUUUCUCCUCCUCUCUAUAUGGGCCACUCCCCAGGUCCUGCCUCUAUCUCUUUAACUCAUCCCCUCUCUUCCUCCUCCUUUCCUCCUUCUCCUCCUUUAUCCCUUCUCUCCUGCAUCACCUAUACUCUUUUUUUGUCUCUCUCUCUCUUAUCUCUCCUUCUGCGCUCUAGUCAUAGAUUAUAAAGGGACUUCCUGUUGACCUAAUUGGAAGCCCAUCUCUGUGCUGCUGCUACGCCCACUUAGCUUCACAGGUUGUUGCCUAGUGACAGUCGCUGAGCUACGUGGUCUCCAGCCAAUCACCCUUCAGCUAUGGAAGGAGUUGCCGUCUUAUAGUGUUUCUCUGUGUAAAAUGUUGAUAUAGCAGUGGAAAGAAGUGGAAGAUGUUAGCCAGCCGCAGGGGGACAAAAUUGACACACGAACACUUUCAGUCGCCGGCCAGCUAAGAGAACGACAAUGGAAGACAGAUGUCUGCCGCCAAUGGAACACUGUGUUUUAGAUCAUAUGACUCUUGACCACAGAGGUCAAAGUUCAUCCCGCGUAUUCAUUGCCGAGCCGCAGAGGGCCAUCUGUGUUCUGCUGCUUUUGCCUAUCUAAUGAAACGGGCUAUGGAACACUCAGCCAUCCACAUGCAUUGACAAAAGGGAAGCUUAAAAAAAUUGUGAUGUUUUGUGUUUAAAACAGAUGGAAAAGAGAAAAACAUAUUGGUGUGAGUAUUCUAAGCGCAUCUCCAUACUUAACGGGAUAAAAGAAGAGUGUAGGUGUAAACAAAAAAAAACCAUCAUGUUUGUUCAUGCACUGUAUCUACUUCUUGCCAAAAUGAGAUAGACUUUUGUGGUGUGGUCUUAUUUUUCUAGCCAAAUUAGAUGGAGAUAAAAAAAAAAUGAAAAUGAUAGAAGGACUCAUUGGAGGGAAAACAGAAAAAAGAUGGGGAAAAUAAAUUGAAGGCAUUUCUGAAGCAUCUGAGGAAUACAGCCUCGUUCUUCUGUCUGGGAUCUUGGAUCACGAUGGCAACUUAGCCAGCACUGAACCCCCCCCUGGACUUAUGGAGGAGUGAGAACCAGGAGGGACCUCGCACGAUGCGGAGACACCUCUCCACUCGUCACCCCUCUACACCCCCCCUCCCCCCCCUCCCCUCCAGGGACGAGUUCACUUGGAUGCUGAGAGCAGAAUAGACAGCUGGGAAAGGGAAGAAAAAAACAAUACAAAAAAAAAAAGAAAAUAGCUAAAGCAGACAUUUUUAUUUUGCAAUGCAAAAUUCCUCUGGCUUGAUACAAUCAGCGAUGUGUAGGAUCAUCAUUCGUGGGCCUCGGGAGAAAGCGCUGACAGCUCCUCUGUGGCGAACAGGAGGCACAGCUGAUAACAUUUCCCUCACGCUCCUCCUGCGCUACCGCCGCUGCCGCCAACGCCCGACGACGACAGUAAACAAACACGGCACUUGCGCUUUUCUCAUUUCCCACCGCUGCUGAGAUUGUGUGUGUGUGUGUGUGUGUGUGUGUGUGUGUGUGUGCGUGUGUGUGUGUGUGUGUGUAAGCAGAUGUCCUGUCCAACGUACCUGCCAUUCUCAUCACCGCGCAGCAAGCCUCCAGCUGUGAGAACACUGCAUCAGGCAGAUGAUAAUGAUGAUAAUGAAUCACACAACAGUCUGAGGGGGAAAUGUGUGUGUGUGUGUGUGUGUGUGGAGGGGGGUGUUAAUAGUGCUGUGAGCUUAUGUUGGGACCUUGACAGAGGGGGAGAGGGGCGAACGUGACAAACUGAUGUCUCACUCUCUCCACUCCCCUCUAAAGGGCUCCCUUCACUCACGGGGGCUGUGAGGCCAGAGGAAAAUUGUGUUAUCUGAAAAUGACUUUUAUUAAACAUAAUGUUACAUUUUGUUUUGUUACAUUUUGUUCCAGUGCAUAUCUGCUUUUCAUACACUUUGUAUUCACAAGAGCUAUUCUGACACUUGCAGCCAUUUGAAAGGUUGAUCUGGCGAUCUGCACCAGUUCAAACAGUAAAACAAAAAGUCCUUGAGUUGGGGUAUGUGUUCAGACUUUUUUUUUUUUUUUUUUCAGAUGUGCUCUUUACCAUCAGUGUUUUGUUUUUUAUACAUUGUUUUAUUAUUAUUUCUGGACAUCUUUUUAAAAAAAAAAAAAAAAAAAACAAUCCCACCCCUUUUUGUAGUGCCUUUAUGCACUUGUGUUGAGCUGCUUGGGCUUUUCUGGAAUGCGGCACAGCGCCUCAAAAGGCCGCAGCGAGAGCCUGUGGGGGAUGUACAGUAGCAUCCCCUUCUGAAGUCAUGUCAUAGGCCUUACAGAUUCCAUAGCAGAGCACUCUGUGAAGGAGAGAAGAGGGACACAGCCUCUCCCUCCUGUUUGGGUUAACAGACUGUAAGUUUCCCUGUUAUCCUUGAAGGGCCUCUCCCAUAGCGCCAUAGGUGACCGGAUUGCUGUAGCCACACUAGUGUGGGGAUUUCGACUGAAGCGACAGGGCAACAACAUGUCUACAGGCCCUUGCCUAAACUGAUGAUGCCAUCAUCAGAAGCUCGGUUGCGCUAUCCUCAUCAAGCUCUUAAUAGGGUUUUGAGGUCUUCUCUUCAUGCAGUAGCUAUCUAGCAGCAGCAUAUUCGCAGGCCUUCUAAAGAAAAGGCUCGUCUCUUUUAUUUGUUUUGUUUUUUUGUUUUUCCAGGAGUUCAACUUAAUCAGCCUUGGAGCAUCAGUGUUCUCUUAGAGCUACCUAAUUGCUGUAGACAUUUUCUGCUAGGGAUGUGUGACGUGUAUUUGUAUUUUUUGUGCUUUCGUGUGUCUGCGGCGGAGUGGGUGCGUGCGCGUGUUGGUGAGGAAUGCGUCUGACGGGCGCGUGAACAUGUGGAUAGGUGGUUGUCUUUGUUGUGUCAAUUCAAUGUGAUUAAAACAGUAGGGAAAGAGAGUGGUGUUUGCUGUCCUAUAUCCAUGCGGGUUCAUUUGUCUCCUAUGACGUGUGCGUGCGUGUGUGUGUGUUUGUUUGUCUGGGUGGGUUGGGAUUUGGUAAGGGACAGGGGUCUUGUUUUCAAAAAAGAAAAAAAGAAAGAAAUAAUGAAGAACACCCAGUCAUAUCAGUUGGGAUAAAUUACUCUUAUCAUCACAGCUGUGAAAAAAGAAUGUUUUCAAUAUUGAUGUCUCUGUUUCUAAGACUGCCUAGGUAGGAAGCCUCCCUGUGUUUUCUGAAAAACUCCUCCGGUCCUGCAAUCUCUUCCUUUCUCUCUCCUUCCCACCCAACUGUAUUUCCUCAUUCCCUUUGUCUCUAUUGUGAUGUAUUGGAUUGCCCCCUCACAAGGUUACCAUGGACCUCUGGUCAUGUCCUGCUAAAAGAACCUAUCCACAUUAGCAACAAGUCUAUUCUUACCUCUCAUGUCUGGCAUAUAUUGAUGGGAGGCUAUGAGGAUUCAUCUCCCAUGUGCCAGGGGCUGUGACUGUUCCUAAGGCUUUCACAUAACUUCAUAAUCAAUGGGGAGAGUCCUGACAACAGUGGACAAAGUGCUGUUUCAGUGGCACCCAACAACCUGCUCCCCUGGCUAAGAAGCACCAUACUCAUGUAUUAAGCUGUUUGGUGUUCAAGUCACUGGUGAAAAGCUAAAUGUCAGCUAGAUGUUCCUGAGUGCAAUAAUCUCCGAUGUCCCCAUUACCCACUUCACUUCUGUCUUUGACUCUUUGAACAUCCUCCCUUUAGUACGACCUCUACUAGUAAGACUGAAGACGUUAUGGUGGCCUUACAACUGGAGUGGUGUACGUAGUCAUUACCUUAUUCUCCGAACGACAUGGAUUCUAAUGCUUUGAUUUGUUCGCUUUAAGGUGUGGAACACAUUUAGGUGGAGGAAGAGGAGAGCCUGGAAUUGUGUGUGUGUGCGUGUGUGUAUGUGAGCACAUAUCUUUGUGUGCGUGUCCUUUUAAGAGGAAAAAAAUUAACACAAAAGGGAGAGAUUUUUUUUUUUGGAAUCCAUGGCUCCAUGGUCCAACAUUAUUGUGGUUUUGAAUUAGUUUUGUUUUCCUUUUCAUUUUGCCAAAAAAAGAAAAGUUAAAUGACAGGAAUGGUCUUGGGGGAGAGGGGGGAAGAAAUAGCCGCAGAGCACCUGCUCAUAGUCAGCUUAAUGGAGGGGAUGAGGGGGGUCAAAUCCCCCCCUCCCCCCCAUUUUUGCCUGCCCCUCUCCACCCUGUUGCCUUGUCUGUGUAGGUGCAUUUCUGUGGGCAACACACGUAUGUAUGUGAUUCUGUAGUCCUUAGUCUGGUGCCCUGUGACCAUGUCUGACAAAUGUGUAAAAGAAAAAAGCAGUAUAAAAGAUAAGAUUUCAACAUUAAGUGAGACAAAAAAAAAACAAAUAUAAGCAUACUAUAUAUAUAUAUAGGACUAAAGUACAUCUGAUAAUAAUCCUGAGUUUGAGGUCUGCUAUCCAGUGGGAGUUUUUUCUGUUUGUGCAUUGGUCAAUGUGUGGCCUCCUGCGACAGAUCCGUGUCGCUCCAUUAUUUUGUACAGAAGAAACUUAAAAAAAAAAAAAAAAGAAGAUGAGGGCAAAAUUUGUAAAAUAUUGUGUCUGUGACUCCUUGUAAAAUAUUUUCAAAUUGUUUAUU
This is a messenger RNA of Sardina pilchardus (European sardine), 7904 nucleotides long. RefSeq names its product calcium channel, voltage-dependent, alpha 2/delta subunit 2a (gene cacna2d2a). The transcript has 39 exons. Gene Ontology annotation, molecular function: voltage-gated calcium channel activity. Bases 44 to 3379 code for a protein of 1111 amino acids. Gene Ontology annotation, cellular component: voltage-gated calcium channel complex. The record is from RefSeq and is a predicted model, not a curated record. NCBI's taxonomy places the organism in Eukaryota, Metazoa, Chordata, Actinopteri, Clupeiformes, Clupeidae.